Molecule: messenger RNA, 7434 nt
Organism: Cephus cinctus (wheat stem sawfly)
Lineage: Eukaryota; Metazoa; Arthropoda; Insecta; Hymenoptera; Cephidae
Product: 1-phosphatidylinositol 4,5-bisphosphate phosphodiesterase epsilon-1
Exons: 15
Coding region: 1236-6359 (1707 amino acids)
Biological process (GO): small GTPase-mediated signal transduction; lipid metabolic process; phosphatidylinositol-mediated signaling
Molecular function (GO): phosphatidylinositol-4,5-bisphosphate phospholipase C activity; guanyl-nucleotide exchange factor activity
Source: RefSeq, a predicted model, not a curated record
AAUGCACAGCCAAUAUGGCCGCAUUAAAGUUAACGUUCCUAAGGUUAGCCAUUUCGGUGCAUGAACCUUCCAAGUACCGACGUCACACUCAAUACCAGCAAGUCCAACGCCAACCCGGUAUUAAUGUCUAUUUUUAAGACGUUGACGUGUAUGCCUUCCUACCGUCGGAUUGAUUCAGUAUUUCGGAGACGCAUCAACGAAUUUCAUCGAUUCUCUAUCGUGUCCGAGUCUAGUGAGUGGAGUUUAACGAAAGAAUAAUAGCUGAAGCCGGUACGAUAUAAAAUGCGUGAUAAUAAUUCUUACUGUGUGUGUUUAACCUAUGGAGAGUAAAUGUAUGGAUCUUAAAAUUUCGUGAAUGUUCUGCUUAUUUAUCCGGGGUAAAAGUGACAGGUGCCCUAGAGAGGAGGGAACCUUCAUAUUUCACGCUCCUGACGUCUGAAGUGUUGAACGAGUUAUCUGACCGGUCGCGACGAUGCGUAGCUUCCAAGGCUGAAGGUGGGAAAUUGUCGGUGAGGCGCAUCCUCACUGGAUUUAUCGAUGGCGCCGUCUUGAUGCGAGCCGGAAAAGAGUGCUUGGCGCUGUUCGCCGGCCGUCAGGCUGAAACCUGGCGAGUCCCGGUGCUUCGGCAAGGACGACCUUAGAAGGACAGACUUCGGGACGUCCUCGGAGGACAUCACGAUCGUCAGAGAUCGCUGCGUCGACGUUAACGUUGCUGAGGACAGCCACUUUCGCAUCCUCCAACCCCUCGUGGCCGCACCAUUACCUGAUAAGAGCUGGAGAAGCGGCCGCAGCCGCAGCAGCCUCAGAGCUCCGAGGAGCUGGAGGAUUUGCAGAAAUUGCUUCACUUCCCCGAGGAAGUGGCCCUCAGAUUGACGGAGUGCGAGUAUCAGCUAUUUUAUCAGGUACCACCUAGCGAAUACCUUCGACACGUGGCUCAGGAUCUAACCGUGAGUUCGCCGAAGCCGCCAAGACCGCCGCCAUCGCCAAGUUACUCUUACACCCCCAGUACGACCAACAGCUCGACGCAAACCGAGGGCGAAGCCUCGUGGCCUGGGAGCGGUCUGACUCCAGUCUUCUCCUCCGUGCAGACCCUUAUCAACCGCUUUAAUGAGGUGAGCUCAUGGGUGACGCACGUCAUCACCAAUGGCGCUACUGUAGAAGAACGACAGGCUGUGCUAUCCUGCCUGCUGCGAGUGGCGCAGACCUGCUGGAAUACUGGAAACUUUAAUUCGGCCAUGGAGAUAGUAGCCGGUCUCAAGUCGAAUAAGCUCAAGCCCUUCUGGCAGAGCGUGAACGAGCCACUUCCGGUAUUGGAAUACCUCUCAUCAGCGCUUCUGUCUUCCGAAUAUGAACGCGCUCUCGCACGUGCCCUGGCCAUGCCGGAAUGUCCUGUCGUGCCCUUUUUCGGUGCUUUUCUGCGCGAGCUACGCGAAGCCAUCGCCUCGGCUUCGAAGUAUCCGGCCGAGUGUAAAGAGACUUUGCAUGCUAGCAGUAAGGAUAAAGAGGGUGAAACCCUCGAAAACGUGCCUUCAUCCUCGCCUGGCGCGAGGAUCAGUUUGGAAAGUAAUACGGAGGCACCGUCAGGGUGGAGUUCGAGGGGUAGUUCCUUAAGGAGGCUCGACCCGGUGAACGUCAACGCGAACACGAGCAAUGACACGAAGGCGGUCCUUGACAAAGUCGCCCGUUUCCAUCAGCAUCAUCAUGCGAGGGGCAGGGACGCAAGUACUGGUUCCCUUCACCGUACACUGAGCAUACACACCACAGCCCUGGAGCAGACUUAUAUGGCUGAAGAGUGCGAUGAGAAUGAUUAUCAUCUUGACCUUGAUACCUACAAGCCGGUUCAACCCCUAACCAUUGACCAUGGUGUCGCCCUAUUUCCGGUUGCCGCACCGCACACGGGAAUGGAUCUUCAUCUCCUGCAGGUAUUACAUCACGGCACAACCCUGGUACACUGGGACUGCGAAAGUGGGACUUCCAGGACUGCCCUAGUUUUUGCCAGGAUUGAUAGAGCCUGCGGGACCUUCAUCUGGGAGAAGCCACCCUGGAGUCCUCUGAAGACUGCCGGUGUACCACCUACGUCCACCGAGUAUUCGCUGACUAUCAAUCCGGAAGAUACUGUACCAGCUGGUCUGGUUGCCAAGUAUGCUAGUCAGCAGUCCGAUUGCGCCGCGGUCACCCUCGAGGAUGGAUAUCUCGACCUCAGUUCCGUCAAAGAGGUCAUGAUCGGAUGCUGUGAGAGAGAUCGGGAGGCAGACUUACGCAUGAUAUGCAAGAGAUACGGACUACCUGGUUCGGAUUCUUGCAUUGGAAUGAUGUAUGGCACCUCUAUCUCUGAUAAUCGCCUCAUCUUUCUACUCUGCCCUCCAGCCCUCAGCAAAAUAUGGUACAUGGGACUUUGUUGGAUGCUACGAGGAUUGAAACGUCAACAACAACUUACCGACAGAAGAUCCCGUUGGCUCAAGGAAAAAUAUUUACAACUGUAUUACGAGGAGGGUUGCCUUGAGCCAAUGACAGCUGAUGCCAUUCGAGUCUUUGGUGGUCGCGACUGGUCGAUGACUGACAGUGUUGGUACCUUGUCACCGACUGGUAGUGGGACAUUUCGUCGUAGGAAUGUAAAAGGAAAAAAAACCAAGUCUAUUGGAAAUAUUCAUGCUUUAACGAAGGAACUGAGUUUUAAGCAGUACGAUUCCUCGUCGUCCGAUGGUGGUUUAACGACGGCACCUAUACGACAUAUUACUGGCAGCAGAGAAUCCCUAACCAGAAUCAUACCAGCAUCCCCAAGAUCCAGCAGGGAGCGUGCAACACCACGAAGUCCACCAGGUUCAGCUGAAAGAAUCGUUACUCCAAACUUACCAUAUUCUAGUUUACAGAGUUUAUUAUGUCUUGCCAGAGAGAAGGACCGAAAUGGAUCGAGCGGGAUGACCGCUGGUUCUGAAGCUCCAUGGCAAGUUAAGGCUCGUGCCACUUCAAUCAUGUAUGAAACGCAAUUGAACUUCGUUGAAUUCGUUGCGCUCUUUCGUUCAUUCAGUUUGAGAGCCAGGAAGGACCUGAGGGACCUCUUCGGACAGCUGGCUAUCACAUGUCGAAGCCAGAGCGAUGGCUCCCUCAGGGACUUCAAUGCUCGUCCAUCCGUACUGCGACAAACAAGUGAUGCAACCCCACAACGAAUUGGUCUUCUCACGAGAAAUAACUCUAUAGACUCUCACGAAUACAAAACCACCAGUAAUUUACAUAAAAAGCAAAUAUUUGACGCCGUUGCCGCAGCGAGUAUAGUGAACAACUGUUCAGGAGUAGACACAUCAAAGUCUCAAGUUAUUACCUUAGCGACCUUCACGAAGUUCUUGGAGUCGCGACAACAGGAGAAGCUGACGGAUGAGGAGAUCAAAGCUCUGGUCAAGAGACACGAACCGGAUCCGGCCCUACGUAUACAGUGGUGUUUGUCUUUCGAGGGUUUCGCUCGGUACAUGAUGGACAAGGACAAUUACGCCUUUUCGAAUGAAUACGCAACCCCUUCUGAGAGUGAGAUGCAGCAACCCUUAUCCCAGUAUUAUAUAGCAAGUUCUCACAAUACUUACCUGACCGGUCACCAACUCAAGGGUGAAUCUUCGGUACAGCUUUACUCGCAGGUCCUUCUGACGGGAUGUCGAUGCGUAGAACUUGACUGUUGGGAUGGCGACGAUGGUUCUCCUCUGAUUUAUCAUGGACACACGUUCACGACCAAAAUACCAUUUAGAUCAGUUGUCGAGGCAAUUGAUAGAAGCGCCUUCGUCACGUCCCCAUAUCCGGUUAUCUUGUCGCUAGAGAAUCAUUGCUCGCAAAGUCAGCAGGCACGCAUGGCGCAGAUAUUUCAGACGGUUUUCGGAGAGAAGCUGGUAACAAAAUUUCUUUUUGACACGGACUUUGGAGAAGACCCACAACUACCUUCCCCGUCGCAGUUACGUUAUAGAAUUCUUAUAAAAAAUAAGAAAUUGGUUGUCGAUCCCGGUGGUCCCUUGGCUCAUGCUCCACUUGUUCAUCGUGGGAAAAUGCUCAUGACCGAUCGUGCUUCCUCUAUGAAACAGAUGAGAACUGAUAUGAGUAGUACUUCGGUAGUAGAAUACUUCAGUGAGGAUGAGGACGACGAGGAAGAUGAUGACGAGGACGAUAACGUGGAUGAUAAUUGUUUCGUUACAGACAAUUCAAUAUCAAGCUAUGAGAGAUAUUUGGGAGCUAGUCAACUUUCUCAUGGUCGCUUAAAGUCUGAUCCAGCAGUGGACGACAAGUCGCAGAAGCAAAGUAGUCAAAUAGCUAAGGAGUUGUCAGACUUGGUGAUUUAUCUUCAAGCAAUUAAGUUCCGUGGUCUGAAUACAACACCGGGAACAUGUCCCACGGGAAGAACACGCCACUCGGGGCAUACCGGACCUGGGCAGAGACACAGUAUAGCUGGAAUAGGUACCAGUGGAAUAGCAUCAUCCUCAGGAUCACCUCAGUCCUUAUCUACGUCGGCAUCUAUUGCCAGUGGAGGCAGUAACAUUGAAUACCUAUUCAGGUCUACUCGUGGAGUACCAGCUUGCUUCCAAUGUUCAUCCUUGAACGAGAGUGCUGCAAAGAAGAUCUGCAGGAAGCAACCCUUAGGAGUAGUUGCUCAUGCCGAGACUCAGCUGAUCCGUACCUAUCCAGCUGGAAUGCGAAUUGACUCUUCGAAUUUCAAUCCCGUGAUAUUCUGGGCCUUUGGUAUUCAGAUGGUAGCUCUGAAUUACCAAACAGACGAUGCAGCGCUGCACUUGAAUGCUGCCAUGUUUGAACAGAAUGGACAGUGCGGUUAUGUAAGGAAACCGUCUGUAAUGUGGGACAAGGGUCAUAUGAUGUACAGAAGAUUUAAUCCUUGGGAUAAGGAAUUCGAUGGGCUUCAUUCGGCCCACUUAACCCUCUCCGUGGUCUCAGGACAGUAUGUGUCACCGUCAAACCUUCUGACGAGCACCUACGUUGAGAUAGAACUAGUAGGUAUACCGAUAGACUGUGCCAAACACAAAACCAAAGUGAUCCAGAACAACGCGCUCAACCCAAUUUGGAACGAGAAGUUCUGUUUCCAAGUAAUGUUUAAGGAUCUCGCUUUUUUAAGAUUUAGCAUAGUCGAGGCAAGCUCUCAUCAUCUGAUAGCUCAGAGGGUAUUACCACUGAAGUGUCUUCGACCUGGAUACAGACACGUGAGGUUACGCUCCUGCAAGAAUAAACCCCUAGCCCUUUCGACGCUCUUCAUAUACUCUCGACUGGAGGAAGAAAGUCUGGACUACAACACGUGCUGUCGUGAUCACAAGGAGUCCAAGAGGCCAUCCUCUGGGAAGGAACCUGAAAAACUGAGUAGCGUAGAUCCUGGACUCGGCGGAGUAACGCUGAAGAGAAGAAUGUUCUUCCUGAUGGUGUAUCACGUAAUACCGGAAGAGCCAUAUACAAUACUUAAGGUCACCCAGGAGAGUACCACGCAGGAAGUGAUGCUACAAGCUCUGCAAAAAGCUGGGAUAUCCCCAGAUCACGUUGACGACUAUAUACUCGUAGAAGAAGUAUCACGAGGAUGGGAGAAGCGGGAUCGCGAAGAGCUGCCUACCCAAAGAGUCCUAGACCCGACCGAGCAUCCUCUUCAGGCGCAGGCGUUGUGGAAAGGUCAAGGUCGGUUCCUUUUGAAACGCGUCGGGGAUGAUCCUAGUAGUAGAGCUUGGCUAGCCUCCAUCAGGAGUACAGCAGGGCAUUCGAAACUCAGCGAUAACACUCCACGAGAUCAAUCAACCCAUAUAUGGGACGAGGCUGAUACCUUCCUCGUUUGCAUAUACAACGUUUCACCCGAGAUACCCUACGCCAUAUUGCGCGUACCAGUCAGUAGUUCAGCCCAGGAUGUUCUGGCCCAAGCGCUGGUGAAAGCACGUAGAAUGGAAGAUCCUAUGAAGUUCGCCCUGGUCGAGGAACUCGAAUGGGGUGGUGCAGGGGCAGUAGGUAGUGGAAGUAGACAACUUAGGGUGUUACGAGACGAUGAAAAUGUAUACAGUACUCAAGCCUUCUGGAAGACCCUGGGCAGAUUUAUCCUUAGGGAAAGAGAGCAGGCCAUACCUAGACGACAUCUUCUACCAGCUACCUUGGACAGGCUCAGUAAGGGCUUCUCGGUAGGCCGAUCCGUAUCUUUACCAGGAUCGAGUAAAGAAAAGGUCCCUGUGGCUGAAGCUCUGUCCGACCCUACAUCCCGGGGACUGAGGCAUCGACUGCUAUUACCCGGUCGCCGAAGAGAGGUUCACUCCGACGGAGAAGAGUCACGAGAAUCGGAUAUCCUAAAUGCCGCCCUACAUCUAAAGAAAGUUUCUUUAAGAAAAUUUCGUGUCUGGAGGUCUUAGUGGAGAACCUGGGGCUCGUCGAUCUCCACUGUCCUUCUUAUACAAAGAAAUGACGGAUCGACGCAGCCGUGCACCAGCCAAUCGCACGCCUUUCCAUAAUAUCUUCAUGACCAACGGAAUUGCGUGCCUUUUCUCAAAUAAAUGGCACCGUAUCGUCUUCGAGAUUUCAAUAACGAGAUCUUACAAUGAAGCAUCUAUCGUCUUUAACUUUCUGACGGUAAACAAAAAAUCGAUUAGACAUCUUUUACGAGUUAAGAAAAAACAACCGAGAUGGCUUCGCGCAGAUAGAAAGAUUCGAGGAUUAUCGGUGAUAAAUCCGUAUAACAAGAAAAUGAAGAAGCAAUAAAUUCUGUAAGUUUCGUGCAAUUCUUUCGUAUCGGUAUAACUAAUAAGAGUCUUACGUGGUGACACGUGAGACAACGAAGGCAUAAACUUUUGGCUUUACGUUAUUUUUCUGCAACGAAUAGACUACGAAUAUAGGUAUUCGUCAUUAUUAUUUUACCGUUUCUAACGUCUCAUUUUUUUUAACAUACAAAACGAUCCCUGUGAAUUCUAAUCGAAGCCACGAAGAUUUUAUCCCAGUGUAUGCGUUUCACACGCGGAUACGAAUAGUCACUUGAGGCAAGUUAUACAUCGCCCGAUGAGCCAAUUACCAAAGAGAUUAAUGAAAAUUGUUAAUUGACCUAUAAAAAGAAAAAAGUAUAUGAGAAACUGGAUGUACCCCUGACAGAGGAGUACGUCGUCGCGACGUCUCUCGCUUAGAUAAUCUAGUGCAAGAUCUCAUAUAAUUAACGAUAUCUUACUAUUUAACGAUCAUAUCUACCUUGUAUCGUUACACUAGAAAAUAGAUUAAUGUAUCGUUUCUCGUUUGAAUUUGAAAUGUUUUUUCUUUAUUCGCCAUACUUUAUCACACUCUGAGAGUCCACAUGGUGAUACGUAUCUAACAUAUAUCUACGCAAGAGAAAAAAAAAAAAUUCGCGACAGGGAAUUAAUAUUAUAAAAAUUAGCCAAUUACAGAUAUUCAGAGUGCGCAAGUUAAAGUCGGCCAUAAGGUACAGACGGAAAGAAAAAAAAA